Coregonus clupeaformis (lake whitefish) is the source of this 12860-nucleotide messenger RNA. Its product is annotated as collagen alpha-1(XII) chain. The transcript has 82 exons. Bases 213 to 11594 code for a protein of 3793 amino acids. The record is from RefSeq and is a predicted model, not a curated record. NCBI's taxonomy places the organism in Eukaryota, Metazoa, Chordata, Actinopteri, Salmoniformes, Salmonidae. Gene Ontology annotation, molecular function: protein binding.
UCUGGGACCUCCGCAAGAGGAGAACUGAGUUUUCGUCUGUGCUUAGGCUAUUGAUUCUCCUCCGGUUAAACCUUUAUCCAUCAUUACCAGAAGGGUCAUAUCCAAAGAGGCUUUACUGUUUUUGUAUUCUGAAAUCAAACGAGGGACAACACAACUUCAUUUCCACAGCCUCAUUCAUGUUCUGCUGAACCAGAGAGAUAAAGAGAGUCAAAAUGAAGAUAAGGCUGUCUCUGGCAGCGGCUGCCUUCCUUGCAGUACUACUAUCCUCCGUCGAGGCCCAAGUUGAACCACCUUCAGACUUGAGAUUUAAGAUUUUAAAUGAGAACACAGUACAAAUGACAUGGAAAGCACCGUUAACACGGAUAGAGGGAUUCAGGAUACAGGUGGCCUCAGACACAGACAAACCGACAAAAGAUUUAACCCUCCCUGCCACAGCCACUAAGACAUCCAUCACAGACCUCACUCCAGACAUGGACUAUGUAGUAACAAUCAUCUCAUACUCUGGAUCAGAGCAAAGUUUGCCCACCUCAGGACAGCUCACAAUCCAAUCAAGUGGCACAGUGCAAGGAGGUCCCAGGAAACCACAGGUCACAGACUCCGUCAAGUGCUCUUUCAGUGCCAUCGCAGAUCUGGUGUUCCUGGUUGAUGGUUCAUGGAACGUUGGAAGAGACCACUUUAAAUACAUCCGUAGCUUCAUCUCUACCAUGGUGGGAGCCUUUGAGAUUGGGGAGGACAAGACCAGGGUAGGUGUGGUCCAGUACCAUACUGAUACCAGGACAGAGUUUAACCUCAACCAGCACAUGAAACGGGGCGAACUUCUCAGAGCCAUCAACACACUGCCUUACAUGGGUGGCAACACCAUGACAGGUGAGGCCAUGGACUAUCUGCUGAAAAACACAUUCACUGAGGCAAAUGGUGCCAGGAAAGGCUUUCCCAAGGUGGCCAUGAUUAUCACAGACGGGAUGUCUCAAGACCCUGUGGAAGCGAUCGCCAAGAAACUCAAGAACAUGGGGGUGGAGAUCUUCACAUUGGGGAUCAAAGGAGCAGAUGAGGAGGAGCUGAAACAAAUGGCUUCGACCCCCUACAGGACCCACGUCUAUAACGUCCUCAACUUUGACCUUAUCAAGGAUGUGCAGAAAGAGCUCAUUACCAAUGUGUGCUCGGGGGUGGAUGAUCAACUCAACUCGCUCGUCAGUGGAGAGGAAGUUAUUGAACCAGCAUCAAACCUCCAAGUAGUAGAGGUGGCCUCCAAGUCUAUGAGGGUGACAUGGGACGCUUCCUUUGGAGACGUGUCGGGUUACAAGAUCCAGCUGAUCCCCAUGAUGGCCGGCAGCAAGCGCCAGGAGCUAUACGUAAGCCCCAGCCAGACCUCAGCGACAGUUAUGGGCCUUUCUCCAGACACAGAGUACCAGAUCAACCUGUUUGCCCUCAAGGGCCUCAUGCCCAGCGAGCCCAUCAUGGCCAUGGAGAAGACUGAGCCAGUCAAGGUGUCCCUUGAAUGUUCUCUUGGAGUGGAUGUGCAAGCCGACGUUGUCAUUCUGGUCGACGGCUCAUACAGUAUCGGACUGUCCAACUUCGCUAAAGUCAGAUCUUUCCUGGAGGUGCUGGUGAACUCCUUUGACAUUGGACCAGACAAGAUUCAGAUCAGCUUGGUUCAGUACAGCAGGGACGCUCACACUGAGUUCUACCUGAACACCCACCGCGACCUGAGCGCUGUGGUCAAGGCGGUCCGGACUUUCCCCUACCGCGGCGGCUCCACCAACACCGGCCGGGCCAUGACCUACGUCAGGGAGAAGGUCUUCUUAGCUAACCGAGGAUCACGGCCGAACGUGCCCCGCGUCACCAUCCUCAUCACAGACGGGAAGUCAUCCGACUCCUUCAAGGACCCGGCCACCAAGCUAAAGAAAGCGGACGUGGAGAUCUUUGCCGUGGGCGUGAAGGAUGCCGUGAGGUCUGAGCUGGAAGCAAUUGCUAACGAGCCCGUGGAGACCCAUGUGUACACCGUGGAGGACUUUGAUGCUUUCCAGAGGAUCUCCAAGGAGCUCACCCAGUCCAUCUGCCUGAGGAUCGAGCAGGAGCUCCUCAACAUCAAGAAGAGAAGCUUACUGCCACCGAGGUCAUUAACGUUCUCUGAGGUGGCUGCCAGGAGCUUCAGAGCUACCUGGGAGAACGAUGACCUCAACGUCCUGUCCUACCUGAUCCAGUUCAGACCGGCUGCUGACACCAACGGGGACUUUGUGUCCAUGUCCGUGCCAGGGGACACGUUCACCGCUCUGCUGCCUCACCUCACGCCCGUCACCCUCUACGAGGUCAGCGUCUUCGCCCAGUACGCCCAAGGAGCCAGCUUCCCUCUGAAUGGAUUCGAGACCACACUAGAUGAACAAGGACCAGUGCGUAACCUGAGGGUUUCCGAGGAAACGACAGAGAGUUUCCGGGUGUCGUGGGCGGCGGCACCAGGAGCGGUGGUACGGUACCGUCUGACCUAUGUACCAGUCAGGGGCGACAGCGCGAGACUAGAGAAGGCCACCGUCGGCCAAGAGACCACCAUCGUGUUGCCAGAGCUCAACCCCUUAACGACGUACCGUGUGACGGUGGCUGCAGAGUACCAGUCAGGCACUGGCGGAGAGAGGCAGAUCGAUGGCACCACCAAAGAAGGGCAGGGAUCUCCACGUGACCUGCGGGUCUUCGACGAGACUAUUUCCACCAUGAAGCUGUCGUGGGCGGCGGCACCGGGCCGCGUCCUCCAGUACCGCAUCAAUUUCCAUCCGUCGGCAGGUGGCGAGUGGAAGGAGGUGUCAGUGAAGGGAGAGAACACCAACGCCCUCCUGAAGAACCUGCAGCCUGGCACUGAGUACGACCUGGCCGUCAGCGCACGCUACUCCUCUGGCCUAGGAGACCCUCUGAAAGGGAAAGGAACCACACUGGAAGAGCUGGGCUCCCCCAAGGACCUUGUCACCAGCGACGUGACGGACACCAGCUUCGCUGCGUCUUGGACGGCUGCCCUUGGGAACGUGAAGAUGUACAGAAUCCGCUGGAAGUCCAUGUACAGUGAUGAGUCAGGGGAGAAGACGGUCCCUGGAGACGUCACCAACACCGUGCUGGAGGGCCUUAUCCCUGAGACCCUCUACCAGGUGUCUGUUGUGGCCGCCUAUGGCAGAGGAGACGGAGGCCCGCUGACUGGACAGGAGACCACUGAUGUGUCUGCUUCUGCUAAGGCGCUUAAUGUGUCCGAUGAGACCGAGCGAAGCAUGAAGGUAACGUGGAUGGCCGCGCCGGGUAAAGUCAUCAACUACCGGGUGACCUAUGUGCCCACUGCUGGGGGCAAAGAGAUGGUCGCUAAGGUUCCCGGCACCUCCACCUCCACCGUGCUGAAGCGCCUGACGCCCAUGACCACCUAUGGCAUCACGGUGCACCCCAUCUACAAGCGGGGAGAAGGAAAAGCAAGGCAAGGAGUAGGAACGACACUGUCACCUUACAAAGCUCCCAGAAACCUACAGACCUCAGAGCCCGGCAAGAACAGUUUCAGAGUCUCCUGGGACCCAGCUCCUGGAGAUGUGCGUGGCUACAAGGUCACCUUCCACCCCAGUGGUGAUGAUAUCAACCUGGGAGAGCUGCUGGUUGGGCCCUAUGACAACACGGUGGUGCUAGAGGAGCUCAGGGCCGGAACAAAGUACUCUGUGACUGUGUUUGGAAUGUUUGAUGGAGGCCACUCUGCAGCACUGGCUGGAGAGGAGAAGACUACCCUCUCCGACGCACCCGAAGUGCCAUUGGAACCUUGGAACGAAGCCAAGUGUAAAAGCCAGGCCAAGGCUGACAUCAUCCUACUGGUCGAUGGCUCAUGGAGUAUUGGCCGUCUCAACUUCAAAACCAUCCGUGCCUUCAUCGCUCGCAUUGUUGGUGUAUUUGACAUCGGCCCUGAGAGAGUCAUGAUCGGUAUGGUUCAGUACAGUGGAGACCCCAAGACUGAGUGGCAUCUGAAUGCCCACCCAACCCGUGACGGGCUGCUCAAAGCUGUGGCUGACCUGCCAUACAAAGGGGGAAACACCAUGACAGGUAUGGCCUUGAACUACAUCCUCCAGAACAACUUCAAGCCCAACGUGGGAUUGCGUAAAGACUCGCGCAAGAUCGGUGUGCUCAUCACUGACGGCAAGUCGCAGGAUGAAAUUAUCACCAACUCCCAGGUGCUGAGGGAUGAGAACAUCGAGCUCUACGCCAUCGGUGUGAAGAAUGCUGAUGAGAAUGAGUUGAGGUCCAUUGCCUCAGACCCGGAUGAGAUUCACAUGUACAACGUGAAUGAUUUCUCCUUUCUGCUGGAUAUAGUGGAUGAGCUCACCAUCAACCUCUGUAACAGUGUGAAGGGUCCAGGAGGAGGCCUGGAGCCGCCCACUAACCUGGUGACCUCCGAGGUGACCCACCACUCAUUCCGUGCCACCUGGACGGCGCCCGAAGGUCCCGUGGAAAAGUACCGCAUCGACUACAUGCCCGUGGUGGGAGGAAUCACUGAACAGAUGAUUGUCGAUGGGACGGUCACCACCGUGGUCCUGACCAAGCUGACCCCUCUGACCGAGUACGUGGUCAACGUCUUCUCUGUGACCGGAGAGGAGACCAGCGCAGAGCCGCUGAAGGGCACUGAAACCACCUUGCCACUGCCCGGGGUGAUAAAGUUGACUGUGUACGAUGAGACCAUGACCACCUUUAGGGUGAAGUGGGAGAAGGCUGAAGGGGCGACAGGCUACAUGCUGUUCUACAGAGCCAUCAAUGCCACUGUGCCCACUGUGGAGAAAGAGAUACGAGUUGGGGCAGAUGUGAAUGAUGUUCAGCUGGAGGAGCUUAUCACCAACACAGCGUAUACACUCUCCCUGUUUGCCCUGCAUAGAGAGGCUGCCAGCGACCCCCUCGUGGACCAAGGAGUCACAUUACCCUUGCCACCAUCGGGUGAGCUGCGGAUCACUGCUGUCACCCAUAGCACCAUGAAGCUCAGAUGGGACGCCUCCCCGGGAAAAGUCCUCAAGUACAUCAUCACUUACAAGCCAGAUGACGGAGAGCUCAAAGAGGUUGAAGUCAAUGGCGAUAUAACAUCCCUGCCUCUUGCCAACCUCAUCUCUCAAUCUGAGUACGAUGUUGCUGUCACCCCAGUUUACGACGCAGGUGUUGGAAACCCAAUGCUUGGACAAGCCAUUACAGAUGUUGUUCCUGCCCCGCAGAACCUGAAGUUGUCCGAGGUGACCCAGACCUCAUUCAGGGCCACAUGGGAACACGGGGCCCCAGACGUGGCCCUCUACCGAAUCGGCUGGACCAAGAAGGGAGAGAACAACUUCCAAUAUGCUAUCCUGAACAGUGAUGAAACGUCACAUAAUCUGGAGAACCUGGACCCGGACACCCUGUAUGAUGUCACCGUCACGGCCAUCUACCCAGACGAGUCAGAGAGCGAGGACCUGAUUGGCAGCCAGCGCACAUUGUUAAAGAUGACUACACCUGCUCCAACUGGACCUCCGCAGAACUUGCAGGUGUUCAAUGCGACCACGGUCACUCUGACAGUGAAGUGGGACCAUGCCCCAGGCCCCGUCCAGAACUACAAGAUCUCUUUCCAACCUGUGGCUGGAGGCAAAGCUCUCUCUACCCAGGUGGGAGGAAAGAAGAACAGUGUAAUCCUCCAGAAGCUGAUACCUGACACUCCCUACUCUGUCACCGUGGCAGCUAUCUACCCCAGCGGAGAGGCCAAAGACAUCUCAGGCCAAGGAAAGACCAAGCCUCUUGGUGGAGUGAAGAACCUGCAGGUGACCAACCCCACUAUGACCACCCUGAAUGUGAAAUGGGAGGCGGCCGACGGGAAAGUGAAAGAAUACAAAGUCAUCUAUGUACCUGCUGCCGGUGGAGAUGAGAGCAUGGAGACUGUAGCUGCCACUGCCACCACCACUGUUCUGAAAGGCCUCCUUCCAGACACCCUCUACACCGUCUCACUGGUGCCUGUCUACGAAGUGAGAGAUGGACAGAAACAGUCUGAAAACGGAAAGACAAAGCCUCUUGAUGGAGUGAAGAACCUGCAGGUAACCAACCCCACCAUGGUCACACUGAAUGUGAAAUGGGAGGCGGCCGAGGGGAAAGUGAAAGAGUACAAAGUCAUCUAUGUGCCUGCUGCCGGUGGAGCUGAGAGCAUGGAGACUGUGGCUGGGACCAACACCGUUCUGAAGGGCCUCACACCAGACACCAUCUACACCGUUUCAGUGGUGCCUGUCUACAACGUGGGAGACGGCAAGAAAAUGUCUGAGAACGGAAAGACAAGGCCUCUUGGUGGAGUGAAGAACCUGCAGGUGAUCAACCCCACCAUGACCACCCUGAACGUGCGCUGGGAGCCAGCCGACGGGAAAGUCAAAGAGUACAAAGUCUUCUAUGUACCUGCUGCCGGUGGAGCUGCUGAGGCAAUGGAAACUGUAGCUGCCACUGCCACCAGUACUGUCUUGAGAGGCCUCCUGACAGACACCCUCUACACUGUCUCACUGGUGCCUGUCUUCGCAGAGACAGAGGGCAGGAGGCAGUCUGAGAACGGAAAGACAAGACCGUUGGGUGGAGUGAAAAACCUGAAGGUGACUGAACCCACCAUGACUUCUCUGAAGGUGGACUGGGACCCAGCGGACGGAGCUGUGCGUCAGUACAAGAUCUUCUUUGCCCCUGUGGCUGGAGGAACACCAGAGGAAAUGGAGCAAGUACCUGGAAGCACCACCACCAUCGUUCUGAGGAACCUCAAGCCUGACACACCUUACACAAUAUCAGUGCUACCUAUCUACCCCGUCAGAGAGGGGAAACGGCAGGCUGAGAAUGGAAAGACACUGCCUUUGGGUGGAGUGACCAAUCUGCAGGUCACCAACCCUACCCACACCACCCUCACCGCCAGCUGGGACGCGGCCGACGGCAACGUGCAGGGCUACAAAAUAAUCUACACUCCCGUCGCAGGAGGCCUUGAGAUCAUUGAGCAAGUCUCAGAGAGCACAACCACCACAGUUCUGAAGAGCCUCUCACCUAACACACAAUACACAGUCACUGUGCUGCCAGUGUACCCCGAGGGAGAUGGUCAGACCCAGGCCAAGGAUGGAACAACAAAGCCCCUGGGCUUCGUGAAGAACCUGCAGGUCAUUGAACCCACCACCAGCACCCUGAACGUGCGCUGGGACGCAGCUGAGGGGAAUGUGCGCGAGUACAUCGUUGUCUACAUCCCAACUGCAGGCGGGGAGCAGGACGUGGACCAGGUGUCUGGAACAACGACCACCACUGUUCUGAAGGAACUGAAUCCAGAUACGGAAUACACUGUGACAGUGGUGCCUGUCUACCAUGAGAUGGAGGGUCUCUCUAGGUCUCAGAAUGGAAAGACAAACCCUUUGGGGGGAGUGAAGAACUUGAAGGUCAUCGACCCCACCAUCAACAGUCUGUCUGUUCGCUGGGACCCGGCUGUCGGUAACGUGCGCAACUACAAGGUCUUCUAUGUGGCCCAGCCAGAUGGGAAGGAGCAAAUGGAGCAAGUCUCAGGGGGCACCACCAACCUUAUCCUGCGUAACCUGGAGUCUGAUACCCAAUACAAUGUGUCUGUUGUCCCAGUCUACCCAGAUGUGGAGGGCAUACUGCAGUCUGAGAUGGGAAAGACAAAGCCUUUGGGUGGAGUGAAGAACCUGCAGGUGACUGACCCGACAACCAACUCCCUGAGGGUACGCUGGGAGCCAGCUGAGGGGGAUGUGCGCCAGUACACUGUCAUCUACGCCCCGCUAGCAGGAGGACCUGAACUCAAGACUACGGUUUCUGGGAUGUCAACCAACACCGUUCUGCGGAAUCUUGUGCCAGACACAUUGUACAAGGUGACAUUGGUGCCUAUGUACGGCGAUAUUGAAGGGAAGAGAAAUUCUGAAAAUGGAAAGACAAAGGCGUUGGGCGGGGUGAAGAACCUGCAGGUCACCGACCCCUCUACUAGCUCCCUCAAGGUGCGCUGGGAGCCAGCGGAGGGCAACGUGCGCCAGUACCGCCUCUUCUACGUCCCUGCCUCUGGCGGAGCCGAGGACAUGGAGCAAGUGUCUGGUGGCACCACCAAUACCAUCCUGAGGAACCUUCUCUCAGACACGCCGUACACCGUCACCGUGGUCCCCGUCUACCCCGAGGGAGAGGGCCUGCGCCAGUCAGAGACUGGAAAGACACUUCCACGAACCCCCCCUAAGAACAUCCAGGUCUACAACCCCACCACCAACAGCCUGAACGUGCGCUGGGAGCCCGCCUCUGGCCAGGUGCAGCAGUACCGCAUCGUCUAUGCACCUCUGUCUGGAGACAGACCCGCUGAGACAGUCCUGGUCCCGGGAAACAUCAACAACGCGUUCCUGGAUUCGCUCAUUCCCGACACGCCGUACUCGAUCAGCGUCCUGGCUCUGUAUGCGGACGGGGAGAGCCCACCAGUGAAGGGAGACGGCAAAACAUUACCCCGUGUUGGACCUAGGAACCUGCGGGUGUUUGAUGCCACCACCAAUACUCUUACCAUCGUCUGGGACCACGCGGAGGGCCUGGUGCAGCAAUACAAGAUCGCCUACGCCCCCACCACAGGAGACCCCAUCACUGAGUUUACAGUUGUUCCUGGCAACAGAAACAAUGCCAUCCUGCAGAACCUGCUUCCUGACACUCCCUACAGCAUUACUGUGGAAGCCAUCUAUGCUGAUGGAGCAGGGCCAUCUCUGAACGGGCCCGGACGCACAGUCGGCCUGCUGGAGCCCUUGAGUCUGCGCAUCUCGGACGAGUGGUACACCCGCUUCCGUGUGGCCUGGGACCCCUCGCCGUCUCCGGUGCUCGGAUACAAGCUGGUCUACACUCCUGCGGAAGAAGAUCAGAGUAAGAGCUUGGAUGUGUUCGUGGGUGACGUGACCUCAUACACCCUCCAGAACCUGCUCCCUGGCACCACCUACGAUGUCAAAGUGUUUUCCCAGUAUGGCGCUGGCAUGAGUGGGGCCCUCGAAGGACAGGGAACAACACUCUACCUGAACGUCACCAACAUCGAGACCUACAAUGUUGGCUUCGACAAGUUCUGCAUCAAGUGGAGUCCUCACAGGGCUGCCACUUCCUACAGGAUCAAGCUCAACCCUCUGGACCCCUCCAGUAAAGGUCAGCAGGAGAUCACCAUCACUGCAGCUCAGAGCCAGUACUGCUUCGAGGGUCUCUCCCCGGACGCUCUCUACAGUGCCACCGUGUUUGUUCAGACCCCUAACCUGGAGGGCCCCGGAGUCAGCACCAAGGAGAGAACCCUGGUCAAGCCUACUGAAGCGCCAACACUACCCCCCACUCCUCCACCACCUCCUACCAUCCCCCCUGCAUGGGCAGUGUGCAAAGGUGCCAAGGCAGAUGUGGUGUUCCUUAUCGACGGCUCGUGGAGUAUCGGAGAACAGAGCUUCCGGAAAGUGGUGCAGUUCGUCUUCAGCAUGAUUGGAGCCUUCGACGUCAUCGGAUCGACGGGAAUGCAGGUGUCGUUCGUUCAGUACAGCGACGAAGCAAAGACAGAGUUCAGGCUGAACACUUACUCGGACAAGGGCAGCGCUCUCGCUGCUCUACAACUCAUUCAGUACAGAGGAGGAAACACUAAGACCGGUGUUGCUCUGAAGCAUGUCAAGGAGAAGGUAUUCACGUCCGAAAAUGGAAUGAGGAGGAAUGUCCCCAAGGUCGUGGUAGCUGUCACAGACGGUCGUUCUCAGGAUGAAGUUAAGAGAAACGCUGCCGCACUGCAGCAUGCUGGUUACAGUGUGUUUGUGGUUGGUGUUGCCGAUGUGGAUUAUGCUGAGCUGCAGAACAUUGGUAGCAAGCCAAGUGACAGACACAUCUUCAUUGUGGACGACUUUGAUGCUUUUGCAACUAUCCAAGACAACCUUGUGACCUUCAUUUGCGAAACAGCAACAUCAUCUUGUCCCCUGAUCUACCUGAAUGGAUUCACAUCACCUGGUUUCAGAAUGCUGGAGGCGUUCAACCUGACAGAGAAGACCUAUGGCUAUAUCAAGGGAGUGUCUAUGGAACCUGGCUCCUUCAACAGCUACACAGCCUACAGACUCCAUAAGAACUCCUUCCUGACCCAGCCCACCACAGAGAUCCACCCUGACGGACUACCUCACUCCUAUACCAUCAUCAUGAUGUUCCGUCUCCUCCCGGACACGCCCACCGAGGCCUUCGACAUCUGGCAGGUGUCCACCAAGGACGACAAGCCUGAAGUCGGGGUCACCAUCGAUCCUUCUAGCCAAACUAUAUCGUAUUAUAACAAGGAUACGAGGGGGGAGAUCCAGAGGGUCACAUUCGACAAUGAUCAAGUGAAGAGAAUCUUCCAUGGAAGCUUCCACAAGCUCCACAUCCUUGUUUCCCCCACCAAAGUCAAGCUGAACCUCGACUGCCAAGAAGUGGCGGACAAGGAGAUUAAGGAGGCUGGAAAAACAUCCACGGAUGGCUAUCAAGUUCUAGGCAAAAUGUCCAAGUCCAUCGGCUCCAAAGGGAAAACUGCAACUUUCCAGCUCCAGAUGUUCGAUAUUGUGUGCAACCUGGGCUGGACAAGCAGAGACAGAUGCUGUGACCUUCCAUCUAUGAGAGAGGAGUCCAAGUGCCCGUCCCUCCCCAAAGCCUGCACAUGCACCUCAGAGAGCACAGGACCCCAGGGACCACAGGGGGCAGUGGGCGCACCCGGUAGCAAAGGUCCCCGGGGUGAAAGAGGGGAGACUGGCCCGGCUGGUCCAAUUGGACCGCGUGGAGAUACAGGAUUGCCAGGACCUAUGGGUCUGCCCGGGCCUCAAGGACCUAGCGGGCUGUCUAUUCCAGGAGAAGCCGGCCGCCAAGGACCGAAAGGCGAAGCUGGUGAUUCUGGGCUACCUGGACAGAAAGGUCCACCUGGGGUAGCUGGGACCAUCGGCCCAAUUGGACCUGCUGGACCUAGGGGUCCCCAAGGAAAGGAGGGACAGGCCGGAUCCAGAGGCCCAACAGGACCAAUGGGACCUCCCGGAUCUCCUGGAAUGCCUGGGGCUUCAGGAAAACCAGGAAAGUCUGGUGACAAAGGUGUUUCGGGAGCCAAUGGUAUGAAAGGGGACAGAGGAGAGAGAGGCGACUUUGCUCCUCAGAACAUGAUGCGAUCCAUUGCCAGACAAGUGUGUGAGCAGAUAGUUAACGGACAAAUGAGUAGAGUAAAUUCGAUGCUGAACCAGAUUCCCAGCGGUUACCGUAGCAGCAACAACCCAGGUCCCACCGGACCCCCAGGGCCCAGCGGUAACCAGGGUCCCCGUGGAGAGCCCGGACAGACAGGCAGGAAUGGAUUCCCAGGAAGUCCUGGACAACCUGGCCCGCAAGGAGAGAGAGGCCCUCCAGGAGAGAAAGGUGAUCAGGGAACACCAGGAGUGGGACAGAGAGGACAAAGAGGACCACCUGGCCCAGCAGGCGAGACACGGACCGGCCCUCCAGGCCCUGCAGGCUCCACCGGGCCCCGCGGUCCUCCUGGGCGCCAAGGUUUUGCAGGUAUUAGGGGCCAACCUGGCACUCCUGGCUACUGUGACUCCUCCCAGUGUGUCGGCAUUCCUUACAAUGGACAAGGAUACCGAGGUUCACCAUAGUAAACUUUCUAAAUCGCCUGUGCUGCUUUCACUUUGAAUUCCUCUUACUGAGAUACUUGCUCACGUGCUCUAGAGCUCUAGAGCUGUUUGAGGAUAACCACCAAAGGAUAAUAUUAACAAACUAUGUUGAGAAAGACAAGAAGAAGGAGGACUGGUACUAACAACAUUGUAGAGCAACUAGAACAAACAAGCAUCGGUGAUGGUAACAACGUAGUGGUCUGUUUGCAUCUUGAAGCCAAAGAACGAACAGAGAAAGACCUUCUAUCGGGUGGAGGACCAUAUACAAAUAAACAAACAAAAACAAACAGAAACACUAACCAGGUUGGAUUUUGUAGCAGAGAGAAACAACAACUUCAGCAACAUUAAUAUUGUUACUCUUGAGGUGUUAUCUGUAAAUAAACUAAUGGUGCCUCGUAAAUGAUGUUUGAAACACAUCCACUAAAUUUAGUUUUAACAUCUGUAGUUACACUUUUGCCUUGUAACCUGCUGCUUGCUGAAUGCCAACAUGAAUGCCUCUUUUUCUACCACGUCCCCACAAGUGAUGUUUCUUUAGCCUACACACACACAGACUGCUCAGGGCCAUAUCGUACCAUGUCCCCCUGAGGGUAGUCUUUCUCUUUAUGUACACAGUAGGAGCAUUCUAAGAAUCGUCAUUCAUACAUUUUUCUGUUUCCCAUUUCUUUAUUUUGAUGUAGUAUUAAUGGAUAUUCUACCACUACCAGCUGGUUACCUCUGUUAUGUUCUGAGGAAUAACAUCACACAACGUAUGAAUAGGCUGGUGCUAGAGUUACUAGAUUUUUAAUAUUUUGUGCGAUAUUUUGUAAAUGAAUGAGUUGCAGCAAAUGGCAAUGAUGAUUCUGUUAAAUGAUUUAACCCACCUACCACCACUCAAACUGUACUAACAUUGAAAUGCUAACAUCACACAGAUUUAGAAGAUGCACUAAAUUGUUUACAUUUUACAUUUGACAUUUACAAACCCUUUCUAUCAGUGCCCUUGAAAAUCACAACCUAUCUGUAUAUGGCCAUGUCCACUCAAUUGUGUCAUUUCACCAGUAUACUGCAUGUCCAAGCCUGAAAAUAAAAUAUAACACAACAAUUCAUUUUGUGCAUGUUGAGACAUACUCUUCAAAUUAAACUAAUGUUCAAUCGGCAUAAAACACUAUUUCCAACCAGAGCCAUAUUCACCUGAGCCUGAAACCUACGUAGUCCCAAUACCUGGAGAAGAAGAUGACUCACAAAAUGAGCGUUGAAAGAGGUCACUAUCAA